CCUGAGCCUGAAGAGGUGACUAGCCUAGCUGGGCCACCGGUCUGACUUGAUAAAAGUUGCAUUCACAUGAUGGCAAAAAGAGGUGGAGAAAAGGCCAAACUUCUCGUUUUAUUUUUAGCAGCCAAUUGGAACUUUUUUCCAAGAUGAAGGAGGGAAAAAGCCAUCCGGUGGAGUGUAAGAGCCCAGCAGAAGACAGUGUAACCUUUGAGGCGGCUGGAAGUGCCAUGGAGCUGCGGACGCACGGAUGCUGCGUCCAGAUGGCCGGGCCUUGCUCUCGGGACCUCCCUCCCGUGCGGAUUCUAACUGGUGCGAUGGGGCUGCUGCACGGUUCCUUCUGCCGCCUGAGCCUCCUCUUGUUGCUGCUACCAGGGCUUGGGACCCCAUUCAACAUUGAUGUGAAAAGGCCUCAGAUCUUCCGGGGGCCACGGGAGGCCCAGUUUGGCUACAAAGUCCUGCAGUAUACGGCCAGAGGGCAGAAACUGAUGUUGGUGGGAGCGCCCUGGGACGGCACGCCGGACGACCGCAAAGGCGACAUUUACAAGUGCAUUGUGGGGGCAAGAAACAAUUCGACAUGCGCCAAAGUCAACAUAGGUGACCUGGCGCUGCGGAACCUCUCCAAGCCCGUCCGGAACAUGCAUUUUGGAAUGACCCUCCUGGCCAACAAAGACGAAGGAUUUGUGGCGUGCGCACCUCUGUGGUCCCAGGAGUGUGGCACUUCUGUGUUCAGCACCGGGAUUUGCACCAGUGUGGACGAAAACUUCCGGCCCACGGAGAACAUUGCCCCCACGGCUCAGAGGUGUUCGACCUAUAUGGACAUUGUGAUUGUUCUGGAUGGGUCCAACAGCAUCUAUCCCUGGUAUGAGGUGCAGAACUUCCUUAGCAACAUCCUCAGCAAGUUUUUCAUUGACCCGGAACAGAUCCAAGUCGGGGUCUUGCAGUACAGCGAGGCCGCAGUGCAUGUGUGGUCACUCAACGACUACCAGACAGCCGAGGAGGUGAUCGAGGCAGCCAAAAAUAUCAGCCGGCAGGAGGGACUAGAAACCCGGACUGCGUCUGCAAUCCACAAGGCCUGCACAGAGGCCUUCAGCCCAGAAAGAGGAGGGAGGGAAGGAGCCACCAAGCUGAUGAUUGUGGUGACGGAUGGGGAGUCCCACGAUGGGGACGAGCUCCAAGAGGCCCUGGAAGAGUGUGAGGAGCGCAACGUGACCCGCUACGCCAUUGCCGUGCUGGGCCAUUACAUCCGGCGGCAGAAAGAUCCCGACUCGUUCAUCAACGAGAUUAAAUACAUCGCCAGCGACCCCGACGAGAAGUAUUUCUUCAACGUGACGGACGAGGCGGCCCUCAACGAUAUCGUGGAUGCUUUGGGGGAUCGGAUCUUUAGCCUCGAAGGGACUCGGGAAUACAGCUCCUUUGAGCUGGAGAUGUCUCAGAUCGGCUUCUCCACGCACCUCCUCGAGGAUGGCAUCCUCUUUGGUAUGGUGGGGGCGUACGACUGGGACGGCGCAGUCCUAAAGGAGAGCAGAAGUGGACGGAUCGUCCCCCGGAGGGAGGCCUUUGAGAGGGAGUUCCCCCUGAAACUGAAGAACCACGCGGCUUACCUUGGCUACACAGUGUCCUCCAUCAGACUCCGGAAUGGGAAGGGGCUGUACGUGGCCGGUGCCCCGCGCUUCAAGCACAAAGGGAAAGUGAUCCUGUUUGAGAUGAGCCAGGGGGGCAGCCUAACCAUCUCCCAGGCCCUCACGGGGGAUCAGAUUGGGUCGUACUUUGGCAGCGAAGUGUGCCCUGUGGACGUGAAUGGGGAUGGGGUGACCGACGUCCUGCUGGUGGCCGCACCCAUGUACUUGGGCCCCCAGAACAAGGAAACGGGCCGCGUCUCCCUCUACCGAGUGGGGCAGACCCUCUUGUCUUUCAACGGGACCCUCCACCCCGACCCCAAACCUCAGGACGCCCGCUUUGGCUUCUCUCUGCUGGCGGUUCCAGACCUCAAUCACGACAGCUUUAAUGAUGUGGUGGUGGGUGCGCCACUGGAGGAUAACCACCAGGGGGCCAUCUACGUCUACCAUGGGUACCGCACCACUGUCCUGCCCCGCUUCAAACAGCGGAUUGAGUCGGCAGGGCUCCGCCGAGGCCUCAGCUACUUCGGGCGCAGCUUGGAUGGGCAGAUCGAUCUGGAUGGGGACGGCCUGGUGGACCUCGCUGUUGGUGCUCAGGGAGCGGCGGUGGUCCUGAGGUCAAGGAGGAUCGUGCAGGUCAACGUUUCAAUUUCAGCUGACCCGCCGUCCAUUAACGUGAUCCAGAAGAACUGCCAGAGAAACGGCAAGGAGUCGCUCUGCGUCUCGGCCAACAUCUGCUUCAAAGUGUCUUCCCGCUCUCUCGGCCCGAGGGACAGCCACUUUACUAUAAAAUACAACGUCUCCCUGGACGAAAGGAAGUUUGGCAUGAGGGCGGUCUUUGACGACACCUCCCAAAAGCUGCUUCAGAAGAGGACUCGGGCCACUGUGGGCCGGACAGCAUGUUCGACUGUCCGUUUCCACGUGAUUGACACUUCUGACUACCUGAGGCCUGUGGCCGUCACGGUGAAGUUUGCCCUCAACGAUGCUGAGCCAGGCCCUGUACUGGAUGAGAAAUUGCCCACCACGGUCAAGAAACUGAUCCCCUUCUUCAAGGACUGUGGCGAGGAUGACGAGUGUAUAACAGACCUGGUAUUGCAAGCUCGGAUGGAUAUCACGGGAUCCAGGCAGAACCCGCACGUGAUCCGCAAAGGAAAAAGGAAAGUCUUGGUCGACGUCAGUCUGGAAAACAAGAAGGAGAACGCCUACAACGCCACUCUCCGCCUCUGGUUCUCCAGAAAUCUCCACUUCUCCAGCCUGGUACUCAAGGAGGAGAACUCCGUGAAGGUGGAAUGCACCACCCCAUCCACUCAAACCCGGUCCUGCACGGUGGGCUACCCAGUUUUCCGAUCUCUGGCCAAGGUGGCCUUCCUCCUUGAGUUUGAAUUCAGCUGCUCCUCCCUCCUGAACAAAGCCCAGGUGAAGCUCAUGGCUGGCAGCAACAGCCGUGAACUGAACGAGACCCUCGCUGACAACCUGGCCCAACCCAUCACCUAUCUCCGUUACGAGCCCGACCUCUUCCUGACCAGCGAGUCCACCUUGAACCGGUACGAAGUCCAUCCGGUGGGGACAUUUCCAAGUGGGAUGAGCCCAGAGUACAGGACUACCAUCAAGGUGCAAAACCUUGGCUGCUACACAGUGGCGAAUCUCUCCCUCGUCAUGGAUCUGCCCGCCACCGCCUACCAGAACAGCGAGUUCCUCUCCGUCACCCGCAUUAUUGCAGACAAUGUGACCUGCGUCUUGCAAAACCUGACUGAGAUGGCACAGACUGCAGCUGGACCUGUGAUUCCCGUUCACCCAGAAGAACUCAUGCACACAGAGAAGCUGAACUGCACCAACACGGGAUGCCAAGUGGUGAAGUGUGAACUGUCCCACAUCGAGAGGAGUUCAGAGGUCUCGAUCCACCUGCUGAGAGCCAUCCACAACCAGUUUUUCAGGAGGGCUCAAUUCAAGACCGUGCAGAUUGUGAGUACGUUCACGCUGACCACCCACGAAGACGACAGCAUCCUUUUCCUCCCGAGAGCUGCCCAUCAGCGAGAGGCCAUCUUGGAGGUUAUCCAGCCCGUCCUGGUCCCUCUCUCGCUCUGGAUCCUCAUUGGCAGCAUCAUUGGGGGCCUCUUGCUGCUCGCCCUCCUCAUCAUCCUCCUGUGGAAGCUUGGAUUUUUCGCCCACAAAAAGCCCGGGGAGGAAGAAAAAGACGAAGAAUAAGCGUGUUUUGAGCAGACUCUAAUGUUCUCCCUGGAAAUCAGCAGCUACUGAAGGCAUCGGCAGAAUUCAGGAGCAGGCACCUUCCCCAGGCCUCCCCGCCAUUCUGAAGAUGUCCUUCUGAGAUCUGCCUCUUGCUUUCUGGAAAACUGGAGAUCGCAGCAACCUUCCCACAAUUAGAGACAGACACGCAGAGAAUCGGUCGCAAAGCCGGUCUGCAGAUCAUUGGCUGGGGCGGGAGUGAACCUCCAGUUCUGCCUGCAAGGUUCCCGGGACGAUGGAAA
Molecule: messenger RNA, 4099 nt
Organism: Hemicordylus capensis (graceful crag lizard)
Lineage: Eukaryota; Metazoa; Chordata; Lepidosauria; Squamata; Cordylidae
Gene: ITGA10
Product: integrin subunit alpha 10
Exons: 31
Coding region: 144-3818 (1224 amino acids)
Biological process (GO): integrin-mediated signaling pathway; cell-matrix adhesion; cell adhesion mediated by integrin
Cellular component (GO): integrin complex; external side of plasma membrane
Molecular function (GO): integrin binding
Source: RefSeq, a predicted model, not a curated record